AAGAGUUGAGUGAGUGACACUGCUGACAUCUUCAACUUUAACAUCAUAUUCAUAGCAUCCCAUCUCCAUUUCUCUUAAUCAACGAUCAUCAUAUUCAUGAAGUCACCCAAACAUCCGCCCGAAUUAUCCGACCGUCAAGCAAAGGCCGUUGUCGUUCAGCCUUCCUCCCCGCGAUUCCCGCUAUCUUUCACCGGUUCUCACAGAAAAGUCGGAAUCGCUGUCGAUCUAAGCGACGAGAGCGCUUUCGCCGUCGAAUGGGCCGUACAGAACUAUCUACGUCCAGAUGACAACGUCAUCCUCCUGCACGUGCGUCCCACGAGCAUCCUCUACGGUGCGGAUUGGGGCGCGAUCGAUCUUUCGUUGGAAUUGACGGACUCUGAAGAGUCGCAACAGAAGCUGGAAGAUGAUUUCGACUUGUUCACGAAUACGAAAGCUAACGAUCUGGCGCAGCCGUUAGUGGAGGCGCAAAUUCCGUUUAAGAUCCACAUAGUGAAGGACCAUGACAUGAAGGAGAGGCUGUGUUUGGAGGUGGAGAGGUUGGGAUUGAGUGCAGUGAUUAUGGGAAGCCGAGGUUUUGGAGCUGCGAAGAAGAGUAGUAAGAGUAGGUUGGGGAGUGUGAGUGACUAUUGCGUGCAUCACUGUGUUUGUCCGGUGAUUGUGGUUAGAUUUUCUGAUGAGAAAGAUGGAGGUGAUAAUGUUGGUGAUGGAGUCAAUGAUCUUCAUCCGGUUGUGGAAGAGGAUGAACAGGAGUAUCAUGAUGCUUCUGAUAAGCACACAGAUACGGAGAAGGCUUCGUGAGCAGAUGCAAGGUAGGGAAUGUUGAGGCAUUCAGAGUUGAAGGGUCCUUGUUGGUGUGUUAACAGGUUGUGUGAAAGAGUUUGGUGGUACUGGCUUCUGUCUUUACAUUUGUGUGGUGCCUUGGAUAUUUAUGAAGUUUGGAUAAUGAAUUGUCUUUGGUUUCAUCUCGGUCGCUUAAUGUACUUAGGUUGUACCCCCUUUUUUAUCCUGUCAUUAGAAUUUUCUGUUGGAAACCUUUUCAGUGGUUUGCAACGGUAAUUUUACAUAUGAGAUAUGUAUAUAUAGAACUGUUUGUAAUGUCUUGGAAGUAAAUGCGUGGUCCUUUGAGUAUGAA
This is a messenger RNA of Pistacia vera, 1132 nucleotides long. Its product is annotated as universal stress protein PHOS32. Lineage: Eukaryota; Viridiplantae; Streptophyta; Magnoliopsida; Sapindales; Anacardiaceae. Bases 97 to 798 code for a protein of 233 amino acids. The transcript has 2 exons. The record is from RefSeq and is a predicted model, not a curated record.